Messenger RNA from Zygosaccharomyces rouxii, 1380 nucleotides. RefSeq names its product serine--tRNA ligase SES1 (gene SES1). Gene Ontology annotation, biological process: seryl-tRNA aminoacylation. The transcript has a single exon. The record is from RefSeq and is a predicted model, not a curated record. Bases 1 to 1380 code for a protein of 459 amino acids. Lineage: Eukaryota; Fungi; Ascomycota; Saccharomycetes; Saccharomycetales; Saccharomycetaceae. Gene Ontology annotation, molecular function: serine-tRNA ligase activity; ATP binding; tRNA binding. Gene Ontology annotation, cellular component: cytosol.
AUGUUGGAUGUGAAUCAAUUUAUUGAGGAGAAAGGUGGUAAUCCUGAACUUAUUAGAAAGUCCCAGAAAGCAAGAGGCGCCAGCGUGGAAAUUGUUGAUGAGAUCAUCGCUGAUUACAAGAAUUGGGUCAAGACUAGAUUUGAAUUAGAUGAGUUAAACAAGCAAUUGAACAAAUUGCAAAAGGACAUCGGUCUAAAAUUUAAAAACAAGGAAGAUGCUUCAGGUCUUCUAGCUGAAAAGGAUAAAUUGACCAACGAAAAGAAGGAACUUACUGAAAAGGAACAAAAGGAAGAUAACGAUUUGAAGGUUAAGGUUAACGUAGUUGGUAACAUCGUUCAUCCAUCUGUUGUGGUUUCUAACGAUGAAGAAAACAACGAGUUGGUACGUACCUGGGGACCAAAAGAUUUAAAAGAAGUGGGGCCUAUUGCUGCUGCUACUGGUAAACCUGCAAAAUUGUCUCAUCACGAAGUUUUGCUUAGAUUGGAUGGAUAUGAUCCAGAACGUGGUGUUAAAAUUUCUGGUCACAGAGGUUAUUUCUUCAGAAACAACGGUGUGUUCUUGAACCAAGCCUUGAUCAAUUAUGGUUUGUCCUUUUUGGCCACUAAGGGAUACACUCCAUUACAACCACCUGUUAUGAUGAAUAAAGAAGUUAUGGGAAAGACCGCCCAAUUGUCACAAUUCGACGAAGAAUUGUACAAGGUAAUGGAUGGUGAUGACGAGAAAUACUUGAUUGCAACUUCUGAACAACCAAUUUCAGCAUACCACAGUGGUGAAUGGUUUGAAAAACCUCAAGAACAAUUACCAGUUCGUUACGCUGGUUACUCAUCUUGUUUCCGUAGGGAAGCUGGUGCCCAUGGUAAGGAUGCUUGGGGUAUCUUUAGAGUUCAUGCAUUUGAAAAAAUUGAACAGUUCUGUUUGACUGAACCUGAAAAAUCUUGGGAAGAAUUUGACAGAAUGAUUUCAUUAUCUGAAGAAUUUUACCAAGGUUUGAAUUUGCCAUACCGUGUCGUUGGUAUCGUUUCAGGUGAAUUGAACAACGCUGCAGCCAAGAAGUUCGACUUAGAAGCUUGGUUCCCAUACCAAAAGGAAUACAAAGAAUUGGUUUCUUGCUCCAACUGUACCGAUUACCAAUCAAGAAACUUGGAAAUCAGAUGCGGUAUCAAGAAGAUGGGUGACAGAGAAAAGAAAUACGUUCACUGUUUGAACUCUACUUUAGCUGCAACUCAAAGAGCCUUGUGUUGUGUUUUAGAAAACUACCAAACUGAGGACGGUCUAGUGGUCCCUGAAGUCUUGAGAAAAUACAUUCCAGGUGAACCUGAAUUCUUGCCUUUCAUCAAGGAACUACCAAAGAACUCAACUUCUAACAAGGGUAAGAAAUAA